Molecule: messenger RNA, 1702 nt
Organism: Umbelopsis ramanniana AG
Lineage: Eukaryota; Fungi; Mucoromycota; Umbelopsidomycetes; Umbelopsidales; Umbelopsidaceae
Exons: 8
Coding region: 192-1517 (441 amino acids)
Biological process (GO): regulation of peptide transport
Cellular component (GO): membrane
Source: RefSeq, a predicted model, not a curated record
UAAUGGCUUUGACCAUGGUGUAUCAUGUAAUGGCUUUGAAGACAGUGCAUAAGAUAUCGGUUUCAAUAGUCCUUAGCAUCCUGAUUGGUUGCAGAUGACCCAAUCAAACCCCGUAUGAAUUGGCAAUAUCUCUCUUUUUUUUGUUUCAACCCAGCUUUGUUAAGGAACUACAUUCCCCUCAAUCAUAGUGAAUGACAGACGCCAGUCCACCUGUUCCGGUAGCAGGUAGCCGGAGGCGAUACACUCUCGGUAUUGUUGCCUUGCUAUUGGUGGUAGUAAUAUGGGUGUCCUCUUCUUUUGUUAUGAAUAGCAUUUUCGGCGAACAAUCUUACAACAAACCAUUCCUCAUCACCUAUGUCAACACGGCUUCCUUUUCUUUCUACCUUUUGCCAUUUUUGCUGAAAAAGAAGCUGUCAAAUAAGAAAACUAAUCAUGUGGAUGAACUUAGUGUUUCAGUACCGAUCGAGCGAGCGCAGUCGACUUCAAUGGUAGCUAAUGAUCAGGAGGCAUUAGGCGAAAGCUCUCUUUUUCUGAGAGCAGACGCCGAAAACAAUCAAGCUCAUGACGAAAUCAAUUACGGUCCUCCUCCAGCUGAUAAAUUAUCGACGAAGGAGACAAUCCAACUCAGCCUUACUUUCUGCAUCGUUUGGUUCUUGGCCAAUUGGUCUACCAAUGCCAGUCUAGCGUACACCACGGUUGGAAGUUCGACCAUUUUAUCGUCAAUGUCCGGUUUGUUCACCUUGGGUAUUGGUGCCAUGUUUGGUAUCGAAAGGAUCAAUGGGUUAAAAAUUGCUGCCGUCUUUGUUAGUUUGAUCGGUGUAUCCCUUGUAUCAUACGCCGAUAAAAACGCAAGCACUCUUCCUAUUGAAUCACCUUCGUCUCCUAGCAAUCCACUUUUAGGUGAUAUCUUGGCUCUACUGGGAGCAUUUUUCUAUGGUUGCUAUACGAUAUUGCUGAAAAUCCGUAUUCAAGAUGAGUCUCGAUUGGACAUGUCACUCUUCUUUGGAUUCGUUGGAGCAUUCAAUGUUGUGCUAUUAUGGCCAUGCUUUGGUAUACUACAUGCUCUCGGCAUCGAGCGACUUGAAUUGCCAAGCACCGCUGCGGUUUGGGGACUUAUAUUUCUGAAUGCCCUCAUUGGAACCUUCUUGUCGGAUUAUUUAUGGCUGUUAGCCAUGCUCAUGACUUCUCCUCUAGUUGUAACUCUUGGAUUGUCGUUGACGAUCCCUGUUGCAUUAACUGGAGAUUUUGUAUUCAAGCAUGUGGUACCCAACCUCCAAUACUGGGCAGGAGCCAUUCUUGUCAUCGCAGGAUUCCUUUCUGUCAACAUGGCUGCUCUUUCAGAAGUAGAUGAGGCAGAAAUACUGGAAGGUCGACAAUUAGUACCUCAAGAAGACCCUCUUGACACUUCAUUAGAAGAUCGACAUAACAUAUACAACCAGAAUAUACCCAAAGGUUCACAAAAUAGCUUAAAUAGCACUGGAAGUUACCACUCAAUGGAUCAGACCGCCCCUCGAUAACCGUACGCCUCGUGACGAUAAAAAGAUUCUAUCGCUAGUAUACUUUUAAUUGCAGUAAUAAUUACUCUCAUCCACUAGUCACCAUUUGCUGGCUAGGUGUAUUUCUAUUUUCACUUAUAAAGUGGUUUGAUCGCUGGCUCGGCUGGAACUUGAGCAAAUGAAUGUUAUGCGGUCUAACACUGAGC